AUAGUAGCAUAAUUCAGGACGUAUGGGGAAUAGAACACUGGUGAGGACUGAACCUGACAACUUGACGUGUUAAAAAAAAAGAAAAAAGAAAAAAAAAAGUGAAUUGUGUUUGAAUGUCCUACGUACAAACCGUUUCUUUCAGACUAAAAUUUAAUGCUUCUGGCUCCUCACGAGUGCUUUCUCAAGGCGAAUAAUAAAGCGAUUAACGCGAAUCACAAAUGCUGCUUAUCAGAGGGGAAUAUGUACACUGGAGAGCAAGGGAUGUGCGCGUUCUGCCGGAACUUACCAUAUAUAUAUACAACAUCGCGUGGUUGCUGUCUCACACACCGCCUUGCAUCACCGUGUCGACAUCUUCAUCGCGCUCAUAGCAGAGAAACGAAUCGUCCUCGUUGUUCGGUCACCAUGAAGGUUCUGUCUGUUGUGUUGAUCGCGCUGCUUGCUUGGACUCAGAGCGCAGACGGCCAAUUCGAUGGUAUAAUCCACAAUAUUGCAAAAAGCACGCUGUGUGAGAACGUAGGGAAUGGAUGCGAGGACAGCUUCGAGUGCUGCGUCAGCUUGCUCAACUCACGACAAAGGAAAAGCCUCAUAAAUAGAGUUGCUAAAUGCGGGGAAGCCAGCGGUGUCGGCCCACUUACUGUGUUGGGAGGAGGACCCUCGGACCAGCAGAAAGUUGGGACGAUGAGGUGCAUGAGUCGGGACCAGCUGGCACAAAGGGUCUUGACCUGCGUUCUCGUACAGCGAAGGCGCUGCUAAGCCAAGAUACAGAAGAAGAAAAAGAAAAGGAAUGAUAAUAAUGAUAAGAACGAGAAGCAAGAGGACUUUUAGAAUUCAUAUGCAGACACAUUUUAUGAAUAAAAAGUAUUAGUUCUUUUACAGCAUUUCAAAAUGUUAGCUUUGAAAUACAAAGUAGGAAACAUAGAGGAAAUUAGAUUUCCCCCCAUUUUUCCAAACUAUCUAAGGUACGUACUUAACUGUAGUACAUAUGCAUUUUAUUAUGUAUGUAGAUGUAUCGAUCAAUUCUCUAUCUUUCCAUUCAGUAUUACGGAGCUGUGACUGUAACACUAGCUAGGGAAAUAGUAUUCUUUAUCACAUAUAGAGAAAAAAGGCAGUAAAAUCUUAUGAAAUGUAUGGCUAUGAAUAAAAUCCUUUGGUGUGAAAA
Penaeus monodon (black tiger shrimp) is the source of this 1159-nucleotide messenger RNA. RefSeq lists its product as uncharacterized. The record is from RefSeq and is a predicted model, not a curated record. The coding region runs from base 154 to 753 and encodes 199 amino acids. NCBI's taxonomy places the organism in Eukaryota, Metazoa, Arthropoda, Malacostraca, Decapoda, Penaeidae. The transcript has 5 exons.